Molecule: messenger RNA, 1588 nt
Organism: Chlamydomonas reinhardtii
Lineage: Eukaryota; Viridiplantae; Chlorophyta; Chlorophyceae; Chlamydomonadales; Chlamydomonadaceae
Exons: 8
Coding region: 306-974 (222 amino acids)
Source: RefSeq, a predicted model, not a curated record
GCGAACAGAACCGAGCGUCCGAGCUUACCAUAUGCAGUACUGAACUUGACAUACACGCCACUUAGUAGCCUGGAUACCCCUGUCCCGCUCACCAGCCCUGUCACCCGCCUCUCCCCGCUCCUCGCUCCCGACCAAAAUUUUCAGCCAUCGCUCGUCGUAGGGCCAUCAUAAUGCAGCUUGGAACGUUUCGACAAACUUCUCGCCCAGGAGGCCCGGUGCGCGGGCGAUGCUUCGCUGCAGUGGAACAUUAUCGGCGAGCACAGCCGUUGGUUGCCCACGCGGGAGCCUCGACUACCACAUCAGACAUGUCCACAGAGGAGCUAAAGGCAGCCGUGGUGCGCGCCGUCAGCGGCACGCAGCGCGGCAAGGCCACCACGCCGCAGCAGCGCGCGGCCAUACUGCCACUCCUCGAGGCAUUGGAGGGACGCAAUAUUGUGGAAAAGCCGGUGCAGUCACCGCUCAUCUCGGGCGUGUGGGCGUUGCUGUACCAGGCUCCCCUCGACGAGGAGCGCGCGGCCACGGACAAGAGCGGGACCACGGAGGGGCCCUUCCUCGCCACCUUCCAGCCAGCAACUAAGCAGCUGGUCCGCACCAAGGCUAACCUGCAGCUCAUUGACCUGGAGGGGGGCAGGGCUGAGAACCUAGCAGAGUUCACCAUCGCGGGCCGCUGGGAGGGCGCGCUCAACAUCAUCGGUACGGCGGCGCCGCAGCCCACGCCGCAGGGCUCUCCCUCCCCGCUACGUGUGGAUGUGGUGUUUGAGCGCUUCCAGUUGCGGCUGGGCGGCGCGGGGCCCUGGACCGUGCCGCUGGACUGGGUGCGGCCCAAGGGCUGGAUUGAGACCACCUACCUGGAUGACGACCUACGUAUUGGCCGCGGCGACAAGGGAUCCAUAUUCGUGGCCAGCCGCGUCAAGGGCAGCCGGUGGCGCGGCGUGCGGGGCGUCGCGGGCGGCGCCCCCGUGCCGCCCACAUGAGCGCUUGAGCUCUGGGGGGUUAGGCAGUCGUUCAGUGCGCCGGAGUCCGAGUGGGAGGCCCUGCAAUCAGCACGCACACGUACCCUGCUUGGACAUGGAAAGUGUGCUUCGGGUUGCGGUGCAGCUUCAGGGACGCGUGGUUGGCCUAUUCGCGCUGGCCUGGUGGAGCCGGGUGGCCUGGGGCCCUCGCCUGAGGAUUGCAGUAGGAGCGGGCUUGAGAUGACGGGGAGUGCCAUCAGUCCAUCAUCCCAUUUCGGCCCGGUGCCAAACCUUGAAGUGUAGUGGUAGUAGAUGGGACACGCGCUUUGGUGAUUUUGUGUGCAAGGGAGACGGGGGAUGACAUGCGCUAGCUUAUCGCAGCGCAGCGGAGGUAAGGCUGCAGGCUGCUUAUUGGGACUUGACGCCUGCUUGACGUGGGCCGUGGCGUGGGUGCCUGCCGAGACAGCAUGAGGCAUAGCUGGAUCGUAUUAUAAAUUGCUAUUCCCUAUUGUAGAAAAAUAGGCGGCAGGGAAAACUCGGCUGGAGCGAGAAGCGACCUCGCGAGUCCAUGGACUUCUUGACUUUCGCGAGGUCGCGAGGUCGCAAGGAAAGCAGCCCUGUCACGCGGAUUCCAC